UUUGGACCUUACGGUGAUACCACGAGAAAUAUGGGUGUCAUAAAUUAUUUAUCAUCUAAAGAGGAGCUAGAAGCUAGAUUAGACCAGUUAUAUAAGAUGGACUUCGAAGAAGACCCGAAUCAUCGUGUGCCCAUGUCGGUUGAAGGUCGUAAAGCCUUGGAUACUAUGUCCAAAUCUAUACAGUUAGUGAACGGGCAUUACCAGAUAGCAUUACCCUGGCGUCACCAACAAAGUCUACCUAAUAAUAGGAAACUAGCGAUGAGUAGAUUAAAUUCCUUGAGAAACCGACUUAUCCGUGACCAGAGGUUGCACAAAGAAUAUAUUAAUGUGAUGGCACAGUAUGUUGAAAAGGGUUAUGCAGAAAAGGCUUUAGGGAACUUUAUUAGGUGUCGGGUUUGGUAUCUACCGCACCACCCAAUCUUCCAUCCGAAAAAGCCUAAUAAGCUAAGAAUCUUAUUCGACUGUGCAGCACAAUAUGCCGGGACAUCCACAAACAGUUAUUAUCAUUUUUGCUUUCGGUUAAUCUGAUCAGCCCAUCCCAACACGGGUUUAUGACCAAACGCUCCUGCUUCACAUCGCAUCUGGAAUUUUUUGAUCAAAUUACCCAGAGAAGAGAUGUUGGUCAGUCUGUGAUAAUUUUGUACUUCGACUUUAGUAAGGCCUUCGACAGCGUCCCACACAAGCUUCUUCUUCUAAAACUCUCUUCAUAUGGAAUACGGAAUCCCCUUUUAUCUUGGCUCAAGUCAUUUUUAGAAGAACGUAGCCAAAUUGUCCGCUUUGGAUCCUGCUACUCCAAACCUGUGAAUGUAACCAGUGGGGUUAUACAAGGAAGUGUAAUUGGUCCAUUACUAUUUCUCCUUUUUAUCAACGACGUUUGUUCCCUCUUUCAAUAUGGUAAACCUUUUCUUUUUGCCGAUGAUCUAAAAGUGAUUUAUUCAUUCUCAUCUCCCACAGAAGAAAGCUAUAUUUCAACAGUAAUCCAAGAAGAAAUAAACAAGUUGUACGAAUGGACUAUUUCGUGGAAUUUGCCACUUAAUGUUGACAAAAGUGGAUUUAUUAACAUUGGCCGUUGCCUUAACUUAAAUCUGGCUAUACACAAAUAUACACUGAAACCUCUCAACACUGUUCGUGACUUGGGUUUAAGAUACAGCGACAGUUUGAACUUUUCGGAACACAUUGCAUCUCAAGUAUCCAAAGCUAGAAAGCUCAUCGGAUUCAUAAUGAUUAAUUUCAAUAAUACCGAAUCGAGAUUAUUAUUAUACAGAAAAUGUAUCUUACCAAUUCUUGAAUAUGGUAUCUUAGUUUACAGUAACUGCAGGCAUAAUGACCUGAUUAAAAUUGAAGGUGUUCAAAGAAGGUUCACCAAAGCUGUUUUGGGGUAUUCUGACAACAAAGACUAUCACCAAAGAUGUCAACAACUCAAACUAGAACCUCUCUGGAUCAGGCGUAUCAAACUAAACCUUAUUUUUCUCUACCGGCUUCUUAACGGUAUUUCUUACUCUUCGCUAUCUACCCCAUCAUACUCUAUGAUACCGUCCCACAAUCUACGCAAUAAGGAAAAUAUUAUAGCGAUUCCAAAAACCCAAACAAAUUUACGCCAGAAUUUUUUCGUUAUUCGCUACUCAACCAUCUGGAAUAGACUACCAAUGAACCUCCGAUGCAGUGAAACUAUAAUCCGGUUCCGAAGUCUUCUUGAUGACUUUCUUUCCGAAAGUGGAUUGUGUCACCUUUUGAAUAUUAACGUGCUUAACAACGAUUUAUACAAAAAUGGUCCGUCAUCUAUCUAACUGACUGAAAAGCAAAGUAAAACCUUUGAAACUUUUCACGUCUAUUUCACUUUAUUUUAUAUUUAUCUGAAUAUACAAAGUCUGCUUAUAUUUGCAUUUAUAAUUAUUACUGUUAUUAAUAUCAUUAUUGGUCAUUCGACACAUUAGAUAUUCUUUUCAUCUCUUCUUGUCCUUGUAAACAUAUUUUAUCCAAAGUCUACAAUGAAAAACAAAAAACCCCUAUGUUCCACUUAAAUAAUUUUUUUUUUCCAAAAUAUUCA
This is a messenger RNA of Schistosoma rodhaini, 2047 nucleotides long. The record is from the annotation of a GenBank genome assembly. Lineage: Eukaryota; Metazoa; Platyhelminthes; Trematoda; Strigeidida; Schistosomatidae.